AUGACCCCAAUGAUGCGGAUCCUGAAUGAGCAGGGACGGUAUGUUGCCAGCACAGCCACUGUCGCGGCCGAAGGAAACUUUUUGGCGGAAGAUGGUAUGAAAUUUGAUGUAUCGCUUUUCUCGAUGGCUCCCAAGGAAGCCAUGGCAAUAGACCCUCAGCAGCGCAUUUUAUUGGAAUUAACCCAUGGGGCACUGGAAAGUGCCUGCUACAUUGGGAGUAUCUCGAGCGAGUUCAAAGAUUCCUUCCAACAUGACCCCCUUGCCAUAAACACGAGCUCUAUGGUGCAGUCCGGAGGGGGAAUGCUAUAUAUAGAGAUUCUUGGCCCAUAUCUGGAGUCCGAAAUCGACACCGUCCCGAAACAAAAUGAGCAGGAUCUCCUAGAAGCUCUUUCAAAUACUCUCUCAUCCUGUCGGGCGACUGCGACAUUGGAGAUCACAAGUUUGUCGAAUCAGUACUGA
Molecule: messenger RNA, 459 nt
Organism: Aspergillus ochraceoroseus IBT 24754
Lineage: Eukaryota; Fungi; Ascomycota; Eurotiomycetes; Eurotiales; Aspergillaceae
Exons: 3
Coding region: 1-459 (152 amino acids)
Biological process (GO): secondary metabolite biosynthetic process; fatty acid biosynthetic process
Molecular function (GO): fatty acid synthase activity
Source: RefSeq, a predicted model, not a curated record